AUGAGGUCAUCUAAAAUAGCUGCUGUGGCAGUAUUUAUGACGGGAGCACUAGCUCUAACCCACUACCCGGACUACUUCAACCACGCGAAGCGAAAGCCAUUUCCAACUGGAACUGCGGCUCUGCCACCAUUCGAUGGCUGCACAACCACUUACACCACGAUCACAGGAGAGGCUGUUCUUCUCAUUCCACCACCGACUAUAACUCCAGCGCCUAUCCAGGGUGGAAUCGUAACCACCGUUGAUAGUGCCACUAACAUUACUAUUCCAUACACGUCCGUAAUAACCCAAGAUGGGGUGGAGACUUACACUGAAUUAACAACCAUCUUUGAGUGCCCGUCUGCUGGUACCUUCACAAUUGAUCCCUUAACACCCAACACACCGGCGCCCACACCUCCUUCAACUACGGAUGAGCUCACCAUCAUCACUGAAACCGAAUACACAUCAGAAUGUCCAACUACCACUAGCACCUCUGCACUGUCUACAACGACCCAAAUUCCAAUUCUUAUGCCGAAUUUACCCAAACAACCCGUACUUGAGAAACCGAAGACGCCUAUGUUAGAGAAUCCAAUGACACCAAAAGUAGAAGAGCCGGAAGAACCAGAAAUGGAUGAACCAGAAGAGCCAGAAGAACCAGAAGAGUUGGAAGAGCCCAAGAAAGAGCAACCAAAAACACCAAAAAUAGAGAAACCCAAAACGCCACUAGUACAAGUUCCAAAAUUAACGGUACCCGAGCAGGAUAAGGUAUCUUUUCUGCCACCAGCAAAUAUUCCUAAAACUAGUAAACCUAAAUCACCAGAACUCGACUCUGGUUUCUGGGCUAUAGCAUACUCACCAUAUAGAGACGAUAAGGGAUGUAAGAGUGCAGAGACCGUCAAAGAUGACAUUUCUAAGAUUCGUAGUGUUGGCUUCAAGUCUAUUCGUAUCUACGGCACUGACUGCUCAGGGCUUGAAAAUGUGGGGAAUGCAGCCAAAGCUAAUGGCUUAAAACUGAUUCUCGGUAUAUUUAUUAACGACUCUGGUGUGUCGGGUGCUGCCGAUCAAGUCAAAGAUAUCUUGAAGUGGGGUCAGUGGGAUUUGGUUGACAUGAUUGUCAUUGGAAAUGAGGCACUUUUUAAUAAGCAUACAACCCCCCAAGAGCUCGCUGGUUUUAUUCGCUCCACAAAAUCUUCUUUUCGUGCCGCCGGGUACAAGGGACCUUGUACUACUGCUGAACCUCUUAAUAUCUGGGAAUCCAACUUCAAAACUCUCUGCGAUGUUAUCGAUGUCGUCGGCUGCAAUAUUCAUCCGUUUUUUAAUUCUCAAGUCGACGCACCCAAGUCAGGACAGUUCGUCAAGAGUCAACUCGAGAUUGUCGAUCAAAUUUGCCCAGGUAAGCGUGGGGUGAAUCUCGAGUGUGGAUGGCCAUCAGCGGGAGAUUGCAAUGGAAAGGCUUGCCCAGGAGUUUCAGAACAAGCAAAAGCAGUGAAAAGUAUCAAAAAAUAUGCCGGGAAUUCUUCCGUCCUUUUCACAUAUACUGAUGACUUUUGGAAGGAGCAAGGGGAAUUUAAUGUCGAGCAGAAGUUUGGAAUCAUUAAGUUCCUCCUCUCAAAUCAAACCUCAAGCCAGGAUGAUUAG
Molecule: messenger RNA, 1614 nt
Organism: Blumeria graminis f. sp. triticale
Lineage: Eukaryota; Fungi; Ascomycota; Leotiomycetes; Helotiales; Erysiphaceae
Source: the annotation of a GenBank genome assembly